AUGACAGUCACAGUAGUGUAUGAUAACUCUGAGGCAACAGAGCUCUGUGCAGCUCAGCACCUCUACCUCAAGCCCAUAGCAAAAUUGAUGAUCAAUGUAUUGCUCCCAGAGAGUACAGAACCUGUGAGGCCCUUCUCUAACUGGGAAGUUCUUGAUCAACUGAAGAGCCUGAUUUGCCCUGACCAGUUCACCACAGUCCGGCUCUCCAAGAGCACCAAGGACUUCAUCCGAUUCGAGGGUGAGGCUGAAACCCGAAGUUUGGUUCAGAUCCUGAAGGCCAAGUUACAUGGGAAGAUCAUCAAGCUAAACGGUUUGAAAACAGACUUAAAAGUAGUGGCCACAGAUGCCCAGGGAGAGUGGGAACAUUUCCCCAAGGCAAAGGAGACCUCAUUGAGUGAUGGGACUGAAGAGCCAGACCAUGAUAAGAGCCCAGAUUCCAUAUAUUUCGAAGGCUUGCCCUGUAAGUGGUUUGCACCUAAAGGUUCCAGUGGGGAGAAGCCAUGUGAAGAGAUUCUUCGUGUGGUCUUUGAAAGUUUUGGGAAGAUCAAGAAUGUAGAUAUCCCAAUGCUUGACCCCUAUAGAGAAGUCAUGACUGGUGGGAGCUUUGGAAGUUUUAGCUUUGGCUUGCAGACAUUUGAGGCCUUUAUACAAUACCAAGAGUCAACUGACUUUGUAAAAGCUAUGGAGUCCCUUCGAGGGAUGAAGUUGAUGCUUAAAGGAGAUGAUGGGAAAGCCCUAGCAUGCAACAUUAAGGUUAUGUUUGAUACAACCAAACACUUCAGUGAAGGAGCUAUACGGAGGAGAAAUCAGGAAAGGCUAAAAUUACAAGAGCUGGAGGAAGAAAGGAAAAAGGAAAAGAAGAGAGAAGAAGAAGAAGCUGAAAGAAAAAGAAAAGAUGAGGAGAGGAAAACCCAGGAAAAGAGGAGGAAGGCCAGGGUCAGGAGGAGAGUCUUGAAGGAAAGAGACAGACAUCAGAGAAAGAAACACAAGGACAAAGCCAAAGCUGAGGUAUCUCAGGAACCUGACUCUUCAGAGGAGUGGACGGAGAGGAAGUACCUUCUGGCUCAGAGGCGUGUUGAGGCCCUUCGGUUGCUACGCACACUCCUGAGGAAAAUUGCAGUUUGGAUAAGAAGGAAGAGCCCUGAAGCAGAGCAAGAUCAUGCUCCAGAGAACACAUUGGAAACUCUGGAGAAUGAAGAGUUAAACACUCAGUAUCUUCGAAAUCAAGAGGAAAUGCCAAAAUAUCAGGUUGCCAAGUCGGACAAUAAACGAAAACAAAAAAUGAAGAAAAGAACUAGGACUCACUUACGUAAAUCUUCCCACCACCUUGGGAAGAAAAAGUUAAGGUAUUCAGCUAGAAAAGAGAGAACCAGAAAACUAUUAACUGAUGGAUAUAAUCAUAGUUUAAUCUCUGACCAGAAAUCUUUGCAGAUUACAACAAUUCAAGGUCAAUCUUUUGAGAAAGAAGAUUGCCACAGUCCUAAUGAAUUCUGUUCUUCCAGAUUACUUGAGAGAGACUGUGGUAGAAAACAGAAGAUCUAUGAAACAAAUGAAUUUGUCGACUAUCUAUUAAACUAUUAUCAAACCCCAAAAUAUGCCCGUAUCUUCCUAGAACCAGGUGACAUAACAAGCACAUGUCAGUGGCAGAGAGCUGUCCAUACCAAGGGGAAUGAAUUUCAGAUCAAGUUGAGAAAACGGAGAUAUCGCUCAACCAGUUUGAGCCCAACACGAAACCGGGAUCAGACAGAACAUGCUCAAGAAGACGAUCAUUGGACAAAGAUUUGUACUCAAGAUCCUGACCAUAAACCACAAGACAGAGAAAAAGUAGACUAUGCCAAAGAAUGUUCUAAGGGCUUUAAAAAUCAUCUCAAGGAUACAGCCAGUGAGGCUGAUGAUCAACUUUCCCCAACUGAUGGAGAGAGCCAUCUUUUGAAAGAGACUCAUGGUCACCAGAUCAAAGACCCUAAACCCAGAAAGAAUAGCCAAGUUUCUUCACCCUACAGGUCAGUAGGCUUAGCUUUGGAAUUGAAAGAUGUCUUAGAAGAAAUUAGUAGUGACUCCGAAUGCUUCAAUGAAACCUUUAGCAGCAUAAACAAAGAGGAGCAAGAAAAUUCUGUGGCUACAUAUCAUAGCUCCCCAGAAAAAGGACUCAUUGUCCCCGAUGAAAUCAUUACUUGUGAUCAAGAAGCUAGGUCAGGUCAGCAGACCUUGUCUUCAAAAUGUAAACAGAAUGGGGAGAAAAAACACUCUAAAUGCAAGCUUAGGAAACCAGGCAAGAGGUCUAAGUAUGAACUGAGAUGCUCAUGGCUUGGUGAUGAAGACAAUUCCAUUAGAAAUGAGAGAAGCAACAGCAAAAGGAGGGGAAAGCCAGCCCCAAAAUACUUGUUUGAUGAAGGUUGCUAUCAUAAGUCCAAUUCCAUCGAUCUAUUAGAGGACAUUACAAGAAAGAGGAGGAGGUUUAUUGGUACCACAUUUGACCACAAAGUGAAUUACAGACCUUUUCAUGUGCCAGUAACAUCAUCACAAAGUGCUAGUGCUUUUUAUCUGAGAGAUUUUUCUCCAAGAAGGGAGACUCCUUGGAAAUCAAAAUAUAAACAGGAUGAAAAAAGGUUUAAAAGACAUGGAAAUGCUGAAGAUUUCAUGCUGAAUUCUGAUAAUUAUUAUAUUAGACAUAACAGUCAGGAAGACAUUGACUAUGGAAGCUAUUUAGAAAACAACUACGCUAGUUCUUUAUAUUUUCAAAUGUUUUGA
Orycteropus afer afer is the source of this 2751-nucleotide messenger RNA. The record is from RefSeq and is a predicted model, not a curated record. Lineage: Eukaryota; Metazoa; Chordata; Mammalia; Tubulidentata; Orycteropodidae.